Molecule: messenger RNA, 2232 nt
Organism: Monopterus albus (swamp eel)
Lineage: Eukaryota; Metazoa; Chordata; Actinopteri; Synbranchiformes; Synbranchidae
Gene: bnip3la
Product: BCL2 interacting protein 3 like a
Exons: 6
Coding region: 64-756 (230 amino acids)
Biological process (GO): positive regulation of apoptotic process; mitochondrial outer membrane permeabilization; defense response to virus
Cellular component (GO): mitochondrial envelope; endoplasmic reticulum; nucleus
Source: RefSeq, a predicted model, not a curated record
GCAUGCGCACAUCGUAGCUUGUCUGCGUGUCAUGUUGAUGAAUGCUAAAACUGGGUAGUCAACAUGUCCAACGCUGCUGCUCAGCAAAACAAUAACGAAGAGCCCGCGCUUCAUGGCUCUUGGGUAGAGCUGGAGCUGAAUGGUAACACAAAGGCCCAGGAUGUCCCGCCCAACCUGCUAAUGACACCGGCUGCAGACCAAAUAAAUGCAAAUGCUGGCAUGAGUCAAACCCUGCAGACCUUGGAAGUGGUGCCUGAGAAUGAUGAAACCCUUAUCGGAGGACUAGAACAUGUACCGUCAUCCUCCUCUAUCCACAAUGGAGACAUGGAAAAGAUCCUCCUGGAUGCACAGCAUGAAUCCAGCCCAAGUAGCUCCUCCUGUGAUAGUCCUCAUAGGCCACCAAGUCCAGAUCAUGAUGAGAGUCAGAUAACUUUUGAUGUGGAGAUGUCCAGCCCAAGAGACAGUCAGUCACAGUCAGAUGAAGAUGGUGCAGAAAAGGACAGAGAAGUAGACUGGGUUGCUGAUUGGUCCAGCAGACCAGAAAACAUUCCACCAAAGGAGUUCCACUUCAGGCACCCCCGGCGUUCAGUAUCUCUCAGUAUGAGAAAGAGUGGAGCCAUGAAGAAAGGUGGCAUCUUCUCUGCUGAAUUUCUCAAAGUCUUCAUCCCUUCCUUACUCAUCUCACACAUCCUUGCUCUUGGUCUUGGGGUGUACAUUGGGAAAAGAAUUGCCACAGCCUCUGCCAGCUCAUACUGAAUUGAAGAUGAAGCAGUGCCUGGAUGUUCUCCUGUCUCCAAGUCUCUCAACCAUCCUCCUGUAGUCAAGCUGUUUCUCUGCAUCUAUUGUACUCAUGUAUUCCUUCCAACCUGUGUUGAAUUCUGUCACAUGGUAGAUGUUAGUUAUAGCAGUAUACACGUUGCGUAAUGUGGUUGCACUUCAUCACAUUUUGUCACAGGGCAACAAUGUUAUCAGCUGCUAGUAGAUAAGACUGUUUUUCAUCUGGAAAAUAUUAUUGAUCCUGUUGAAUUCAAAAAUCUGUGACAAGGAUUUGAUGUGUGAUGGCUUCAAGGUUGAAAUUUUUUUUCUGAAAUUUCUCCACUUUUUGAUGCUUUGUCAUGUGAAAUCUGGCCUUCUCCCAAGACGCACCUCUCCUUUGGUGUCUUGAUAGGCAGAGUGCAUGAACCAAAAAUAUGUGCCACAUCUGCAAUACAAAGAAACUGAAUUGGCUCUUAGAGCAGAAGAGACUUUUAUUGCCUUAACUUUCUGAGCUUGGGUGCAGUAAACUUGGCUUUGGGCAACAAACAAUGAUACACGAGUGGAAUUUGUUUUUAAAUUCCACACGUUUGCGAGUAGAUGUUAUAUUUUGUUGACCCCUGAGGGUUUCCUUCAAAAGCUUUGUUUUCUUGAUGGUUGGAAAGCUUAAAACACUGAUAUAGUAUGUAGCUCCAAAAUUUUACAGUGGGGUUGUUUGAAGUUGACUCUGAUAGUGGAACCUAAGCUGGAUUGCAGUUUACCAGGCCAUAUGCUAUUUCUUUUUGCCUACAUAUCUUCUAACUUAAUAUAGCAGCAAUGGCAAAGUGCCAAAUUAUUGUCUUUCACCACUGCACAUCGGUGAUUUACCUUAAGCUGUUUAUUUGAUUAUUCUGUUAUGUUUAGGUAUUUAAAGAUGUAGAUGUGAAAAAUUACUUAAGCUGUGAUCUGCCCCACGUAAGAAGACACCUUUGGAGAUUGUAUAAAUUGUUUAUACAUUGAUAUUAAUUCAUAUCAAGUUCAUUUGCUGACGUGUCAGUGGCAGAAACCACCAGAGGACAGUAUAUCCAGGGGCCUUGUUCAAGGAUGUUAUCUGACCUUUAUCUAGAUGAUUCACUGUGUGAUCAUUUCACAUUUUAUGAAACAAUAAACAAUGUACAGUGUGUCUAGAACUUCCAGAAAAUUAUAGAAACUGAAGAAAAUGUAUGUGAUUUCUGUAUUUUGACGCUGAUUGAACAACUGGAUGAUUCUUCUGUCAGUCUUAAUCAUAAUCAUAUGAAACAUAGCUGACCAUAAUGUAUAGUAUUGGCUGCACUGACAGCACUGAUUUCAAGCAUGCAACAUUCAUUUAGGCUUUAAAGUAUUAUAUAUAACUAAUACUAAUUGAAACUGGACAUGCAUCAUAACAGGCUUAUGUGCAGUUGAUCAGUGUGCAAUACAUAGCAUUGCAGAGUUUGAAUAAAGUUUGUACUGUACACAGUG